AACCAAGUGGGGUUUUCGGAAGACUUUCUCUCGCACGUCCCUCCAAACGAAAAACCCAUCGCUGCUAUUCGAUCCCGGCGGCAAUGGCCGAAGCUUUCUGUCUCUACUAAAUCCAAACCUCAAACCACUCUUCCCUUAUUCUUCUCUCCAACGAUGGGGUCGACCCUCUUGCCGAGAGCCUUCGCCGGGCUUCGAUCGAUCCGUUCUGCGGCUUUCGUUACCCAGGAUUCAAGACGGAUCUACAAUUCGUUUACCAAGAGGAGGGCAUCUUAUGGUGGUACAAAUUUGCCUUCUUUUGCUGCCCCAAAUUUUGGAUUUAUUCGCUGUGAUGCAACUACUUCACCAAGUGCAAGAAUCAUCACAUCCGCAAUUCAUUCUAAAGCUCAUAAUGAACCUGUUGUUUCUGCUGAAUGGCUUCAUGCUAAUCUUAGAGAGCCUGAUGUUAAGGUUGUAGAUGCUUCAUGGUACAUGCCAGAUGAGCAAAGAAAUCCAUUCCAAGAAUAUCAGGUGGCUCACAUUCCUGGUGCCUUAUUCUUUGAUGUUGAUGGAAUAUCAGAUCGAACGUCUAAGUUGCCGCACAUGUUGCCGUCAGAAGAAGCUUUUGCUGCUGCUGUUUCUGCUCUUGGAAUCUAUAACAAAGAUGGGGUAAUUGUUUAUGACGGAAAGGGUAUAUUCAGUGCAGCUCGUGUAUGGUGGAUGUUCCGAGUCUUUGGACAUGAUAAGGUUUGGGUGUUGGAUGGUGGCUUACCAGAGUGGCGUGCUUCUGGAUUUGACGUUGAAUCUAGUGCAUCUGGAGAUGCCAUAUUGAAAGCAAGUGCAGCUAGGGAAGCAGUUGAAAAGGUUUAUCAUGGACAGCUGGUUGGCCCUGCUACAUUUGAAGCAAAGUUCCAGCCUCAUCUUGUGUGGAUGCUUGAACAGAUUAAACAAAACAUUGAUGCUCAAACACAUCAACAUAUAGAUGCUCGAUCAAAGCCUAGGUUUGAUGGCAUAGCUCUGGAGCCACGGAAGGGAAUUAGAAGUGGUCAUGUGCCUGGCAGCAAAUGCAUUCCUUUUGGUCAGAUGCUGGAUAAUUCGCAGAUGCUCUUGCCUGCAGGUGAACUUACUAAAAGAUUUGAGCAAGCAGGUAUCUCUUUAGAUCGCCCCGUGGUCACUUCUUGUGGUACUGGUGUAACUGCUUGCAUACUUGCCUUGGGUCUUUAUCGGAUGGGAAAGACUGAUGUUCCAAUCUAUGAUGGAUCUUGGACUGAAUGGGGAUCCCAAUCUGACACGCCCGUUACCACUGCUUGAAUAGUUUGUUGUGCCUCGUGUUUUUCUUCUCAUUUUUUGUAGUUCAAACCAAGAGAACAUGAGCAAGAUGGAUAUACUUGCGCCGAACAGAGGCUUCUUAUGUCACAUUGUACAUGAUUUAUUUUAGACAAAGUGAUUUAUUCAAAGCCAUCGAAUCAAAAAUUAGAUUUCGGAAGGUAA
This is a messenger RNA of Phoenix dactylifera (date palm), 1467 nucleotides long. RefSeq names its product thiosulfate/3-mercaptopyruvate sulfurtransferase 2-like. NCBI's taxonomy places the organism in Eukaryota, Viridiplantae, Streptophyta, Magnoliopsida, Arecales, Arecaceae. The record is from RefSeq and is a predicted model, not a curated record. Gene Ontology annotation, molecular function: thiosulfate-cyanide sulfurtransferase activity. Gene Ontology annotation, cellular component: mitochondrion.